Molecule: messenger RNA, 720 nt
Organism: Scaptodrosophila lebanonensis
Lineage: Eukaryota; Metazoa; Arthropoda; Insecta; Diptera; Drosophilidae
Product: glutathione S-transferase 1-like
Exons: 1
Coding region: 7-675 (222 amino acids)
Biological process (GO): glutathione metabolic process
Molecular function (GO): glutathione transferase activity
Source: RefSeq, a predicted model, not a curated record
GUCAACAUGUUAAAAUUAAAACUAUACGGUUUAGACUUAAGUCCACCCGUACGUGCUGUAUUUCUAACUCUGAAAGCACUCGGGUUGCCCUACGACUAUAUUCCAGUAGAUCUCUUGUCCAAGGAGCAUAUGUCAGCGCAAUAUCUGCAGAAGAAUCCUCAGCAUACUGUGCCAACUUUGGAGGAUAAUGGACAGUUUAUUUGGGACUCACACGCAAUUAUGGCUUAUUUGGUGCGGAAAUACGGCAAGGAUGAUUCACUAUAUCCAAAGGAUCCAAUACUUCGCGCUAUUGUUGACCAGCGCCUACACUUCGAGUCCGGGGUGGUUUUUACUGGCGCAUUGCGUAGCAUUACCACGCCUUUGCUAUUUUCUGGCAGAACAGAAAUACCAAAAGAACGUAUCGACGCUAUUGCCGAGGUUUAUGAUUUUAUGGAGGAAUUUCUUAAGCACCAUAACUAUAUCGCGGGUAAUCAUCUCACCAUUGCAGAUUUCAGUCUGAUUUCUUCAAUCACUUCACUGGUUGCUUUCCUUGAUAUCGAAGUGGUUAAGUACUCGCAAAUCGUUGCUUGGAUGAGGCGUCUAGAGCAGCUCCCCUAUUACGAGGAGGCCAAUGGCAGUGGUGCUACGAAAUUGGUGGCGGAAUUAAAAAAUGCGAAUUUUACAAUUUUGCCAUAAAUAUAAAUCGAAUAAAUAUUCAAAUAAAUCAAAAAUAUUUUCUCA